AUGGAUGCACAUAAUGGAGCUGUUGCGGCGAUAGCUGAGCAAGUCCGUCGGUUCCAUGCCAACCGCACCCCUUUUCGCAUCUACCAUGGCUCCACAAACAGCACACGACCCCUCAGCUUCCAGCGUGACAAGCUCGUUGAUACCAGCUCUCUCAACCGGGUGCUGCGUAUAGACAAGCAGGCGCGGACGGCGCUGGUGGAGCCCAACGUCCCAAUGGAUCAGCUCGUAGCUGCAACGCUGGAAUAUGGUCUGGUGCCGCCGGUGGUCAUGGAAUUCCCGGGGAUUACGGUUGGGGGUGGAUUUGCGGGGCUGGCUGGGGAAAGUAGCUCGUUUCGCCAUGGGAUGUUUGAUGAAGGGGUGAAUUGGAUUGAGGUUGUGAAGGGGGAUGGAGAGGUUGUUAUUGCCUAUUCUGCUGGUGGUGGUGCUGAUGGCAACGGGAAGGGAAGUGCGGAUAGGAGAACAGAUCUAUUUCAUGGUGUUAUUGGGACGAUGGGGACGUUGGGGAUCACCACAUUACUUGAACUGCGACUCAUUGAGGCCAGGGCGUUCGUCGAAGUUACAUAUUGGCCUGUAUCCAGCGUGCAUGAGGCUGUAGAGAAAGUCCAGAUCGAAUCCACCCGGCCAGCCGGCCAGGUUGAUUAUGUGGAUGGCAUCCUCUUCGCUGCUGACAGGGGUGUGGUAAUCUCUGGCCGUCUGACGGAUUCCAUUACCUCUCCAGGCGGUCGGAUUCAGCGCUUCACACGCGCCCGUGACCCGUGGUUUUACCUGCAUGCGGAGGAAAUACUAUCUAAAUCAAUGCCAGGGACCCAACCAUAUUCACCCCGAGGCACCAUGCCAGUGGGAGACGCAGAGGCCGAUGAAAAGUCUCCUACAAUCGAAACCGUCCCCCUCACGGAUUAUCUCUUUCGCUACGACCGCGGCGCCUUCUGGACAGCCUCCUAUGCCUUCAAAUACUUCCGCGUGCCCUUCAAUUCCUUCAUGCGCUGGCUGGGAGACCACUUCAUGCAUACCAGAGUCAUGUACCACGCCCUUCACCGCAGCGGAUUUGCUCAGAAGUACAUCAUUCAGGACCUGGCGUUGCCACAAGGCCAGGAGGCGGAAGAGUUUGUGGAAUUUGUCCAGGAGGAGCUGGGUGACUGUUUUCCUCUGUGGCUGUGUCCUCUACGACAGCGGAAACGGAGGGGCGGGGAUGCAUAUGGCUUAAUACAUCCGAAGUUGGCUACAUCGCCAUCAUCUGAGGCAGGGGCUGGGAACUCCCCGUUAGGUGAAAUGCUGCUAAAUAUCGGCGUCUGGUGUCCCGGUCCGACUACACACGAAGCCUUUGUCAAGGUCAACCGUGCGAUAGAACAUAAAGUUCGGGCGCUGCGCGGGACCAAAUGGCUUUAUGCUCAUUCUUAUUAUACGGAAGAUGAAUUUUGGGACAUCUAUGAUCGAGAGUGGUAUGUGGCGCUGCGCGAGAAGUAUGGGGCUGGGUAUUUGCCGGAUGUAUACGAGAAGGUUCGGGUUGAUGUUGAACGGGGGCAGGGGCAGGGGGAAAGUGUGUUGGGCAAAAUAGGAGUUUGGGUGUGGGAGAUUUGGCCUCUGGCUGGGGUUUAUGGGGUGAUGAGUGCUUUGGUUGGAGGCAGGGGAUAUUUGGUCGAGGCGGAACGGAGGGGAAGGAAAAUUGCAGUGGGGAUGGGGAUUCUGGGGAUAUUCUUUCUGUUGCGGCUGUGGGUCUUAGGUGCAAUUGACUAG
Molecule: messenger RNA, 1734 nt
Organism: Paracoccidioides brasiliensis Pb18
Exons: 1
Coding region: 1-1734 (577 amino acids)
Biological process (GO): steroid metabolic process
Cellular component (GO): cytoplasm; membrane
Molecular function (GO): FAD binding; Delta24(24-1) sterol reductase activity
Source: RefSeq, a predicted model, not a curated record